This is a messenger RNA of Lytechinus variegatus (green sea urchin), 9418 nucleotides long. It is a transcript of the gene itpr1, whose product is annotated as inositol 1,4,5-trisphosphate receptor-like. The transcript has 55 exons. Gene Ontology annotation, biological process: calcium ion transmembrane transport. Bases 367 to 8811 code for a protein of 2814 amino acids. Lineage: Eukaryota; Metazoa; Echinodermata; Echinoidea; Temnopleuroida; Toxopneustidae. The record is from RefSeq and is a predicted model, not a curated record. Gene Ontology annotation, molecular function: inositol 1,4,5-trisphosphate-gated calcium channel activity; inositol 1,4,5 trisphosphate binding. Gene Ontology annotation, cellular component: endoplasmic reticulum; membrane.
ACAGGUUUCAUGAUAUUACUUUGCACCGAGUUUGCUAGCCGACGACGAGUGAAGCUCCCCGGUGAUACAAGUUUCGUAAUCAGUGAUUUUAUGUCUACUUUUUGGAGUUUUAAGUGAAUUUUCCAACCUCAAUCCGUAGAAUGGUGUUUCUGUAACAUGCCGCUUCGGUAAACUUCAUCAGACCCGGGACUAUUGGUGCGUUGAAUCAUUUGUGCUAAACACAAUCUCGCUCGAGUUGCUUCCGGAUUUUGCUUCAUGCGGCUACUCGGCUCCGCUCCCGUGGAAUUGGGGAGGUAGACUGGGAUACCUAGGCCCCUUGAACAGUGCACUGUCUGUGGGAGUAAAACCAUAGAUUUACGUGCCAAUAUGGGGGAAAUGGCUGCCAGUUUUCUACAAUUUGGUGAUAUCGUAUCGCUAUUUGCAGAGGGUAGUGUAAAUGGAUUCAUCCAUACACUUGGGUUGGUUGAUGACAGAUGUGUAGUGCAGCCUGAUGCUGGCGACCUUUCCAAUCCCCCAAAAAAAUUUAGAGACUGCCUGUUCAAGAUCUGUCCUAUGAACCGGUACACUGCUCAGAAGCAGUUCUGGAAGUCCGCUAAACCAACCAUAUCCACUGCCACUGAUGCUGUCUUACUCAAGAAAUUACAGCAUGCAUCAGAAUUGGAGAAAAAGCAGAAUGACUCCGAGAAUAAGAAACUACUGGGCAGUGUGAUCCAAUAUGGCAGUGUCAUUCAGUUACUACACCUGAAGAGCAACAAGUUUCUGACAGUCAACAAACGUUUGCCGGCUCUUCUGGAGAAGAAUGCUAUGCGUGUAACUCUCGAUGCCAAUGGUAACGAAGGAUCCUGGCUGUACAUUGUGCCUUUCUACAAACUUAGAUCACAGGGAGACAAUGUUGUGGUUGGUGACAAGGUAGUCUUGAAUCCAGUCAAUGCAGGGCAACCACUGCAUGCAAGCAACUAUGACUUGGUUGAUAAUGCAGGAUGUAAAGAGGUAAAUGCAGUGAACUGUAACACAUGCUGGAAGGUUUCUCUCUUUAUGGAACACAAGGAAAACAUUGAAGAAGUUUUGAAAGGGGGAGAUGUUGUAAGGUUGUUCCAUGCAGAGCAGGAAAAGUUUCUAACGUGUGAUGAGUACAAAAGGAAGAGCUAUGUCUUUCUCAGAACUACUGGCAGAGCAUCAGCAACGGCCGCUACAAGCUCCAAGGCAUUGUGGGAAGUGGAGGUUGUUCAACAUGAUCCGUGUAGGGGUGGGGCUGGUCAUUGGAACAGUCUCUUUCGAUUCAAACAUCUUGCCACAGGACAGUAUCUAGCUGCUGAGGCUGACAAUGACCCCACCAAAGACCCGACCAGAGAGAAGCUCAGGGGGCCACAUGGUGGGACAACCUACCACCUUGUACCAAUGCACCAUGGUAAUGACAUUGCCUCCAUAUUUGAAUUGGACCCUACCACUCUACAGAGGGGGGACUCCCUUGUACCAAGGAAUUCAUAUGUUCGUCUUCGUCACCUGUGCACUAACACAUGGGUUCAUAGUACCAGUAUACCAUUGGAUAAAGGAGAAGAUAAACCUGUCAUGUUAAAGGUUGGUACAGCCCAGACAAGGGAAGACAAGGAAGCCUUUGCCAUUAUUCCUGUCCCACCCGCUGAAGUAAGAGAUCUGGACUUUGCCAAUGAUGCCAACAAGGUCCUAUCAACGAUAUCAUCUAAGCUCGAGAAGGGCGCCAUCACUCAGAAUGAAAGGAGGACGGUGACCCAACUUCUGACGGACCUGGUGUACUUUGUGGCCUUGCAGGAGAACCAAGGAGGAGAAGCUCUUUCAGUCGUCAUCACUAACCCUGAUAGAGAUAAACAGAAACUCAUGAGAGAACAAGAUAUCUUGAAACAGAUAUUCAAAAUCUUACGGGCACCUUUCAAGGGUGAGCAUGCCAUGUUGAAGUUGGAGGAGCUGGCCGAUCCCAGACACGCUCCAUACCGUCAUAUAUGCAGGCUGUGCUACAGAAUCUUAAGACUCUCACAGCAGGCAUACAGGAAGAACCAGGAAUACAUCGCCAAGCAAUUUGGCUUCAUGCAGGAGCAGAUUGGUUACGAUGUGCUCGCUGAGGAUACCAUUACCGCCCUACUCCACAACAACAGGAAGCUCCUUGAGAAACACAUCACUGCAGCAGAGAUUGAGACCUUUGUCAACCUCGUCAGGAAAAACAAGGAGAGGAGAUUCUUGGAGUAUCUAUCUGACCUUUGUGUGUCUAACAACCAGGCUAUCCCUAUCACCCAAGAGCUCAUCUGUAAAUCAGUUCUCAAUGAUAGAAAUAUGGACAUUCUUAUCGAGACCAAAUUGGUAAAGACAGAGCUCGAGUUGGAGAUAGAAGUGGAAGGGGAAGACGGCACACCUGGUGAACCGGUCAUCACCAUCGAGGAAGAGGAGGAGGUCGUUCUUUUCUGGGAGAAGGGUCAAAGGUCAAAGGGCGUAAGAGAGCUUGCCAUGGGUGCUGCGGACAAUGUCCGAGAAGAUUUAGAUGUUCUUGGUUAUUACAGGUAUCAGCUUGAUCUGUUCUCCCAGAUGUGCCUCGAUCGUCAGUACCUUGCCAUCAACCAGAUCUCCAUCCAGCUUGACAUUGAUCUUAUCCUCCGCUGCAUGGCAGAUCAGAACCUUCCGUACGACCUACGUGCGUCCUUCACCAGGCUCAUGCUUCACAUGCACGUCGAUCGUGAUCCCCAGGAGCAGGUCACCCCAGUCAAGUACGCCAGGCUUUGGUCUGAGAUACCCACUCAGAUUACCAUCGAUGACUAUGAUACUCAUAAUAACGUAGGAAACACUCAAGCCAAAGAGGAUGUCCGACCCAAGUUCUCGGACACUAUCAAGUUUGUAGAGGAAUACUUGUGCAACGUGGUCUCAGCUACUUGGUCUUUCGCGGACAGUGAACAGAACAAACUCACCUUUGAGGUGGUGAACCUGGCCAAGAACUUGAUCUACUUUGGUUUCUACAGCUUCAGUGAACUUCUCCGUCUAACGAAGACCCUCCUGUCUAUCUUGGAUUGCACUCCGGCCUCAAGUCUAGCCCUCGGUGGCAAAUUAGACCCAACCCGUGAGAUUGUCCGUUUGUCAUUAGAAAAGAGGUCUCAUGCGAGUGAAGGCCAGUCUGAUUUAUUAAAUGAGAGAAGAGGUGGGGUGUUCCGAUCCAUCCAUGGGGUCGGAGCGGUGAUGACCAACAUGGUGCUAGGGACUGGUCUACCUAAUGCCGGUAGGACACCCAACACAGCCAACAAGACCAACCGUCUAGACCCAGGCAACAAAGAGGAUGAGAGGGUCAUGGAAACUAAACUCAAGAUCAUACAGAUACUCCAGUUCAUUCUGAACGUCAGAUUGGACUACCGCAUCUCCUGCCUCCUGUCCAUCUUCAAACGCGAUUUCGACGAGACCAAAGAUGGCCAGGACCAGGCCAACCAGCAGCAGCAGUCAGUCCCAAACCAAAACGGUUCCACCGGCUCAGGAACAACCUCCCAUGUAUCGAACAACACGGGAACAUCGGGAGGUGGCACAGACCAAUCCGGAAUCAACCUGGAAGCCAUCGGAGACCAGGCGGAAGGUAUCUUCGAGGGCCAGAUGGAUGGGGUUGACCUGGACCUCGAUGGGCAAGGGGGCAGGACGUUCCUGAGGGUCCUGCUUCAUCUGACUAUGCACGACUACCCACCACUGGUGUCCGGCGCAUUGCAACUGCUCUUCAGGCAUUUCAGCCAGAGGCAAGAGGUGCUUCAAGCCUUUAAGCAGGUACAACUGCUGGUGACCAAGAAAGACAGAGAGAACUACAAACAGAUCAAGGCCGACCUGGAUGAACUCCGGCUGCUGGUAGAGAAGUCAGAGCUCUGGGUCUACAAGAGCAAGUUGGACAGGAGUCGAAAGAAGAAAGAUGACGACGAUGACGAGGACAAGAGAAAAAAGUCAAAAUCAAAAUCGAAACUGAUGACACAGGCAAGCAGUGCCGGAGAAGGGUCAUCAAUUGACCUUGACCUUGGCCCUUUGGUUGACCCAACAAGUGCCCGUAACUACAAGACAAUCCAACAGAUACUAUGUCGCCUGAGUGCCUUGUGUAUAAAUGAGAGUGGUGGAGUGCGGAAGAACAACAAGCAUGAACAGAGAUUGCUGAGGAACAUGGGUGCCCAUGCAGUGGUUCUGGAACUCUUACAGAUACCAUAUGAUAAGGCAGCUGAUACUAGGAUGUUAGAGCUGUUGCGAUUGGCCCAUGCAUUCCUGCAGAACUUUUGCUGGGGAAAUCCAUCCAAUCAGCUCCUGCUUCACAAACACAUUCAUCUCUUCCUCAAUCCUGGGCUGCUGGAAGCUGAGACCAUGAGGCAUAUUUACAUGGACAACGUCCAGCUGUGCAGUGAGGUAUCGGAGAAGGUCGUCCAGAGCUUUGUCCAUCACAUAGCCACCCAAGGCCGUCACGUCCAGUACCUCAAGUUCCUGCAGACCAUCGUCAAGGCCGACGGACAGUACAUCAGGAAAACGCAGGAUAUGGUUAUGUCUGAAUUGGUGAGUGCCGGUGAAGACGUCCUUCUGUUCUACAAUGACAAGGCCUCCUUCAAUUCCUUCAUCAACAUGAUGAGGAUGGAGAGGGAACGAAUCGACGAUUCCAGCCCCUCCCAGUACCACAUCCAUCUGGUACAGCUCCUGGCAUGCUGCACAGAGGGCAAGAAUGUCUACACGGAGAUCAAGUGCCAUUCCCUCCUUCCGCUUGAUGACAUCGUCAGGGUGGUGACGGAUAUUGACUGUGUGCCAGAGGUCAAGAAUGCUUACAUCAAUUUCUUGAAUCAUUGUUACGUGGACACUGAGGUAGAGAUGAAAGAAAUCUAUACAAGCAACCACAUGUGGGAUCUCUUUGAAAACUUCUUAGUCGAUAUGGCGCUGGUAUGUACUGCAACAACAGACAGGAAACACACAGAUAUCAUGCUUGAGAAGUAUGUUACAGAGACUGUAAUGAACAUCAUUACAACAUUCUUCAGCUCACCCUUUGCUGAUCAGAGCACAGCUGUACAGUCCCACCAACCCAUGUUCGUGCGGCUUUUACAAGGUGCUUUCCGUGUCUCAUUGUGUCAGUGGUUGUCAGGGCAACAGAAGUUCCAUGUUGAAAACUGUAUCAAGACUCUCACUGAUAUUGCCAAGAACCGAGGCAUUGCGAUUCCUGUAGACCUUGACAGCCAGGUGAACACCAUGUUCUCUCGAUCUCAAACCCUGAUGAAACACACGCGUCAUUGGUUGAGCCAAGGAAGACUCAGAAGAGACUCCAUGAUGGCCAUCUCCAGAGACUACAGAACAAUCAUAGAAGGCUUACAGGAUAUCGUAUCAAUUCUAGAGGAUCAGCUGAGACCUCUAGUCCAGGCCGAGUUGUCUGUGCUUGUAGAUGUGCUACAUAGGCCGGAGCUCCUCUUCCCAAUGGGUACUGAAGCCAGACAGAAAUGCGAGAGCGGAGGCUUCAUCAGCAAGUUGAUAAAGCACACUGAGAAGUUGUUAGAGGAAAACGAAGAGAAGCUUUGUAUCAAGGUACUACAAACGUUGAAAGAGAUGAUGACCGUUGACAUCAACUAUGGAGAAAAGAUGGGCUCCUCCCAUUAUAGGCACUUGAUAUCACCCAACUUGAGAGCACAUUUCCUAAUGAAGGGUGAGAACCUGCGGCAGUCGCUUCUCUACCGCUAUUACGGCAAGUCGCAUCCCCACUACUCCCGGGACGCCGAGUCCACCCACCAUCACCACCACCACCACAGGAUGUCCACCGUGGUCAGCCCAGGUAACCCCGGCAACAUGAUGCUGAGUAGGGCCGAGCUGACCCUUGCUCAGGUCCAGAACCAGCUGGACCAACAGGGCGCAUCCAUCCUGGUGAUAGACCUGGUGACAAAGAACAGUAGUAACAGGGUGUUCCAGGAGAGUGUGGAACUGGGGAUAGCUCUUCUGGAAGGCGGCAAUCCCAACAUCCAGAAAUCCAUCAUCAAGCAUCUCUCGUCGACGGACAAAAAAUCAGAGCGUUUCUUCAAGGUGUUCUACGACAGGAUGCGAGAUGCCCAGGCAGAGAUCAAAGCAACAGUAACGGUAAACACAGGGGAAGGCAUCGCUGGCAAAGCAGCUGAUGAAAAGGAGAACGGAGGAGGAGGAGGCGGAGGGAGUAAAGAGACUUCUCUUGGAGGCCAUGCAAGGCGGAUACGCAUGCACAACGGUUCUAUCAGCGACGACCUAAAGGAGCAACUGGUGGAUGCUGCACUGCACACCAGCAAGGCUUUCUCUGCCCUUAGGAAGGGGCGGGACGAUGACCUCGGAGAAAGGGGCGGCAUCGGGAUGGCCAACAUGGAUGCCUUGGGUCAGAUCGAAAAGAACAAGGAUGACGAGAAGGGGCUGAUGAGUCCGGAGGUCACCAUCAUGGAACCGAUCCUCAGGUUCCUGCAGCUAAUGUGUGAAAACCACAAUAGAGAUCUUCAGAACUUCUUGAGACACCAGAACAGCAAGACCAACUACAACCUUGUGAGUGAGACUCUGCAGUUCCUGGACUGUAUCUGUGGAAGCACCACUGGAGGAUUAGGACUGCUAGGAUUAUACAUCAAUGAGAAGAAUGUCACCCUCAUCAAUCAGACUUUGGAAAGUCUUACUGAAUACUGCCAAGGACCUUGCCAUGAUAACCAGAACUGUAUUGCCAACCAUGAAUCAAACGGGCUUGACAUCAUCACUGCUCUCAUCCUAAAUGACAUCAAUCCACUCGGCAAGAACCGUAUGGAUCUUGUUCUCAAACUCAAGAAUAAUGCAUCUAAACUUCUACUGGCCAUCAUGGAGAGCAGGCAUGACAGUGAGAAUGCAGAGAGGAUCCUUCUCAAUCUAAGCCCCAAACAGCUGGUUGAGGUGAUCAAACAAGCCUACCAGCAGGAAGACAUAGAGGUGGACGAGGACGAAGAGAUCGGUGGCGAUGACGAGGAGGAGGCUAUAUCACCACGAGAAGUUGGUCAUAACAUCUACAUCCUGGCUCACCAGCUUUCCCAACACAACAAGGAAUUACAAGCCAUGUUAAAGCCAGCUAAUCCUGCAGACUUCAGUGAGAAGGCAUUAGAGUAUUAUGCAGGCCAUACUGCUCAAAUUGAGAUUGUACGUCAGGACCGCACUCUGGAGCGGAUCGUGUUCCCUGUCCCUCCGGUGUGUGAGUACUUAACAAAUGAAACCAAGACCAAGGUCUUUGUGACCGCAGAGAGGGACGAACAGGGUAGCAAGGUGGCGGACUUCUUUGAUCGAACAGACGACAUGUUCAUGGAGAUGCAGUGGCAAAAGAAACUCAGAGCUAAACCAUUCUUAUCCUUAGCAAGUAACAACAUGACGAGAUGGAGCUACAUGUGUUUCACUCUGCAUAUUGUAAUGAACAUCAUUGUAGCUUUCUUCUAUCCAUUCAAAGACGGUACAUUAGAUUUUGACCCUCGUCUGUCCAGACUGGUAUGGACGGUGAUGUUCCUGUCUCUAGCUACCAUUCUAGCCCUACCUAAGCCAUCGGGAAUCAGGACGUUUGUUAUAGCAACGGUGCUACAGAUGAUCCUUCUUGUAGGGGUCAUACCUACUCUCAGGUUCCUGGGCAUUCUUAAUAUCACAACCAAAAUAGUAUUUAUUAUGAGUUUCUUUGGCAACCGCGGCCUGAUGAACAAGCGGUUUCGCAAUGUAAUCACGAAUCCUGAGGUGCUCUAUCACUUUCUUUAUGUGGGUAUGUGUGCGUUGGGUAUAGCAGUCAACCCUCUCUUCUACAGCGUGUUGAUGUUAGAUGUAGUAUAUCAAGAGGAGACGCUUCAUAACGUCAUCAACUCUGUGACACGUAAUUGGAGGUCCAUUGCCUAUACCACGCUACUGGCCCUUAUCUUGGUCUAUCUCUUCUCGAUCGUCGGGUAUCUCAACUUCCGGGACGACUUUGUUAUUACCGUUACCCCACCACAGCACAAUGCAACCUCCCGUGUUAUCCCACCAUCUGUCCCCACAUCCCCACCUUCCAUGCAAGACCCUGGUCCUUUCUGUGUUGCAGGAGGUGGGAUUAACUGCAGCAGCCAGAGUGAGAAACCUAACAUCUACACUAAGCCAGAAGAGGAAGCUGAGAGUUCAGAGACGGCCAUUGCUGUAGAGGAUGAAGGAGAAGACGAGAGAUUCUGUGAUACUCUGAUCAUGUGCAUCAUAACAACCCUCAACCAUGGGCUCCGGAGUGGAGGAGGUAUCGGAGAUGUUCUCAGGAGCCCUUCAAAUGGGGAGCGAUGGUUUGGUCUGAGGGUGAUGUACGAUCUCCUCUUUUUCUUCCUCGUCAUCAUCAUCGUCCUCAAUCUCAUCUUUGGUGUCAUCAUCGACACGUUUGCCGAUCUUAGGAGUGAAAAACAGCAGAAGGAUGAAAUUCUGCGGAACACCUGCUUCAUCUGUGGACUGAAUAGAUCAUCCUUUGAUAAUAAAUCAGUGACAUUUGAAGAGCAUAUAAAGGAGGAGCAUAAUAUGUGGCACUACAUGUACUUCAUUGUGUUAGUCAAAGUCAAAAACUCAACAGAAUUUACAGGACCAGAGAGUUAUGUCUCAGACAUGAUUAAGGAGAAAAACUUGGAGUGGUUCCCAAGGAUGAGAGCGAUGUCCUUAGCAGCUGAUGAAGGGGAGAGUGAACAAAACGAACUGAGGAAUCUACAUAGUAUGUUAGAGAGUACAACUAAAUUGGUACAAACCCUCAGUUCUCAACUUGCUGAACUCAAAGACCAGAUGACUGAGCAGAGGAAACAGAAGCAGAGAAUCGGACUUCUCAGUACACCAGCAUUACCCUCCAUGGGACCUCCGUGAACUUUGACCUCUGACAUUUGACCCCACCCUAGAGUAUCUUCGAACCCACCCAGUAACCUUACACCUCUAUUUGUUACAUAUUCUCUCUCUUUUUUUGUUACAUAUAAUUUGAUUAAAAAUCUUGCUACACUGUACAUGUUUGAAGUUGACAAACCAUUGUGCAAGUUAUUUUGUAUGGCCUUUACAUGUAGUUACAGGUUAUACAUUGGCCACAGCUUUAAGUCUCAAUUUCAUGUUGCUUUUGCUUAUUUGAAUAUCGUAAACAUGCCAUUAUACAUUACUUCGUUAUCCAUGUGGGAUAUGUUUCUGUUUGUGAUACACUUAAUAGUAUUCCCAUUUAUCUCACUCGCCUCUGUUGAUAUCAUCAUCUCUGAAUUUGCCAUGUGUUUAGUAUAUUAGAAACCAAACCUUUAAAAUAUCUCAGGAUCUUGUUACAAAUAAACGGUAGCCAAUCUAUAAAUCUUAAUGAGUUCAGUUUGUUUGAUAUUUUGUGUCAUUGAGAAAUAGAUUGCCCUUCCAUAUGGUGCUUGAAUAUUUAUUUAGCUGCAUUUUCUAUUUGCAUACAGACAGCCAUUUUAGCUCGGAUUGUUUCCCUUAUUUUUGUGAC